Anolis carolinensis (green anole) is the source of this 7647-nucleotide messenger RNA. RefSeq names its product zinc finger protein 665-like. Gene Ontology annotation, biological process: regulation of gene expression. Bases 1590 to 3062 code for a protein of 490 amino acids. Lineage: Eukaryota; Metazoa; Chordata; Lepidosauria; Squamata; Anolidae. The record is from RefSeq and is a predicted model, not a curated record. The transcript has a single exon. Gene Ontology annotation, cellular component: nucleus.
CUUUGUUUGUUGUUGCACUUAGAAAUCAUUGUCGCAUUGGGAAUCAUUGUGGAAACACUUGGUCCCACAACCAGGAUUUGACUUUCCCCUUGAAGGUCAGGAGGGAGGGGGCUGAUCUAAUUUCCCUAGGGAGAGAGUUUCAUAACCGAGGGGUCACCACCAAGAAGGCCCUGUCUCUCAUCCCCACCGGUCCUGCCUGGGAGGGGGUGGGAUCGAGAGCGGGGCCUCUCCGGACAAUCUUAAUCUCUGAGAUGGUUAAUAGGGAGAGAUACGUUUGGACACACCAUUUUAGUUCGUCUUUAGCACAUCAUUUUAGUUUUGGCCACCAUAUGGUCUCCUGAGCAAAUGCAGACGUUUUACAAAUCUAAAACUUCCUGCCUUUACAAUGUUUAUGUUUUCCCAUUCUUGUUACCUUUCUUUGAAUUUUGUCAAUGUCCGUUCUAAAAUGGGAUGAAUUGAGCAGAACAGGGCAGGAAUCACGUAUCCCACCCCACCCCAGGUAUUGCUGGACUGCAAUCCCCUGUAUCCCAUGUGUUUCUGUGAAGGAAGGGUUGAUGGAAGUUGGAGUGCAGAAACAUCUGGAGGACAGGAGGAUUCCCACUCACCCUGGGGUCCAUCCAUCCAUCUCCUCUCUCUCAUGCUGAGUGCCUUCCACCCUGUGCUUGUGCAUCCCUAUCUUAACCUUUGUGGUCUCAGUGUAGAAGUUUGCAUUCUCCAUUGUUUUUCUCUUUGCAUUUGUUUUGCCUGAGGUUAUAUACCUUUAUGGUAUAGGUUUUGUACGAAUGCAAUACGUCAAGGAACUUUGCAGCCUAAUGUACUCUCAAUGUCUCCAGGUGCCUUGCUUUAGAAACGUGAGGCUGCAGGGAAAGAGAGGAUCAGGGAAAUAUAUUCUUCUUGAAUUGGAAGAAAUCUACACAAGACAAUAAAGUAUUGUUCUCCCAAGACUGAUCACUUGGGAUGGUCUGUCCAUACAGGUGGUCACUCACAUUCUGAGUUGGGAUGUGAGGAAGUAGGAUCUAGACAGGAAAUGCUUUGCAACCAAAGCCCCUUUCUGUGCUGACCAUAUUAUUAGAGGUCUUCCUUUACAAAGGUUGGAUUACACACUUAACACAUUGCAGUGCAAGAAAUCUCAUUCACAGAAUCUUGGACCACCAUCCCCUUUGUAUCUGAGCAGGAAAUUUUCUAUGUUUGGCAAUUGGCUCUUCUGAGUUGAACCAAACUUUCUCCCUUCUUCCCCUGCAUUUGCUACAGCACUAGGCUAUUGUUCUUCAUGUCCAGUGAGAUCUUUCUUUGCUCCAUUCCUAAUGAGAUUGUCCUCUCAUUCUUCUGGCAGGUAUCCUCUGAAUGAACCUUGUGAAGGACGUUUUGCCCAUUGCCUUAGGUCUGAAAUGAAAGUACACAGCACUGACAAGAACAGAAAAUAAGAGAAAUUAUAUUUCAAAGGGAGGGUUGUACUCUAAAAAGAGAGGCUUGGUAAAGUGAAAAGAAGACUACAACAAUACAAAGACUGAGAAGAGGGAAUCCUGUCCUCUUCAGGAGAACAUAUUUGUGAACUUCUGGCAUGAUAUUUGAAUCAUAAAUGUAACAGAAUGGAAAAUCUCCAUUCCUUGUCAAAAUCACACACAGGAGAGAAGCGACAUAAUUGUAUGGACUGUGGAAAAUGUUUCAUUGGGAGAAGUUCUCUUACUAAACAUCAACAAACUCACACAGGAGAGAAUCCACGUAAAUGCAUGGAAUGUGGAAAGAGCUUCAAUCACAGUGUCAGUCUGUGUGUCCAUCAAAGAACCCAUACAGGGGAGAAGCCUCAUAAAUGUAUAGAAUGUGGAAAGAGCUUCAGUGAGAGUGGACAUCUGCGCUCCCAUCUAAGGACCCACACAGGGGAGAAGCCUCAUAAAUGCAUGGAAUGUGGAAAGAGCUUCAGUCAGAGUGGAGAUCUACGAUCCCAUCAGAGGACCCAUACAGGGGAGAAGCCUCAUAAAUGCAUGGAAUGUGGAAAGAGCUUCAGUCAGAGUGGACAUCUGCAUCUCCAUCAAAGGACCCACAGAGGGGAGAAGCCUCAUAAAUGCAUGGAAUGUGGAAAGAGCUUCAGUCAAAGUGGAGAUCUACGAUCCCAUCAGAGGACCCACACAGGGGAGAAGCCUCAUAAAUGCAUGGAAUGUGGAAAGAGCUUCAGUCAGAAUGGAAAUCUGCGUUUACAUCAAAGGAUCCACACGGGGGAGAAGCCACAUAAAUGCAUGGAAUGUGGAAAGAGCUUCAGUGAGAGUGGACAUCUGCGCUCCCAUCAAAGGACCCAUACAGGGGAGAAGCCUCAUAAAUGCAUGGAAUGUGGAAAGAGCUUCAGCGAGAGUGGAAAUCUGCGCAGCCAUCAAAGGACCCAUACAGGGGAGAAGCCUCAUAAAUGCAUGGAAUGUGGAAAGAGCUUCAGUCAGAGUGCACAUCUGCGUUUCCAUCAAAAGAUCCACACAGGGGAGAAGCCACAUAAAUGCAUGGAAUGUGGAAAGAGCUUCAGUCAGAGUAGAAGUCUGCGUUCCCAUCAAAGGACCCAUACAGGGGAGAAGCCACAUAAAUGCAUGGAAUGUGGAAAGAGCUUCAGUCACAGUGCCAGUCUGCGUGUCCAUCUAAGGACCCACAGAGGGGAGAAGCCUCAUAAAUGCAUGGAAUGUGGAAAGAGCUUCAGUCAGAGUGGACAUCUGCAUCUCCAUCAAAGGACCCACACAGGGGAGAAGCCUCAUAAAUGCAUGGAAUGUGGAAAGAGCUUCAGUCAAAGUGGAGAUCUACGAUCCCAUCAGAGGACCCACACAGGGGAGAAGCCACAUAAAUGCAUGGAAUGUGGAAAGAGCUUCAGUGAGAGUGGACAUCUGCGCUCCCAUCUAAGGACCCAUACAGGGGAGAAGCCUCAUAAAUGCAUGGAAUGUGGAAAGAGCUUCACUCAGAGUGCACAUCUGCGUUCCCAUCAAAGGAUCCACACAGGGGAGAAACCACAUAAAUGCAUGGAAUGUGGAAAGAGCUUCAGUCAGAGUAGACAUCUGCGUUCCCAUCAAAGAACCCAUACACACAGGUAGAGCAGACUGCCUUUAUGUUUCCUAGUUCUGGUAAAAUAUUUCCCCAGGCAAGGGUCCCAGGCAGACAAAAAUGGGAGAAUGAACAGAAGAAGGAACUUGCUCUCUAUCUGUUAUGUACAGCAAUUUGUGUGGUCUGGCUCACAAAUUGCAUAGAGAAUAGAAGACAAAGAGUGAUGACAUCAGCUGGUGAAGAUUAUUGAAUCUGUUGAGAUAGACAAUUUACCAUAUAAGCCGACUCGAAUAUAAGCCAAGGCGCCUAAUUUUACCACAAAAAACUGGGAAAACGUAUUGACUCGAGUAUAAACCAAGAGUGGGAAAUGCAGCAGCUACUGGUAAAUUUCAAAAUAAAAGUAGUUACCAAUAAAAUUACAUUAAUUGAAGCAUCAGUAGGUUAAAUGUUUUUGAAAUUUUACCAUAUUUCAAAGAAAAACAGUAAACUAGGUCUGUAAGGGGGAAAGGAGGGUCAACAAAAACCACAUGGUAUCAACAAUAACUUUAGAAGUAUUGGGAUCCAUUUAUAACAGGAUAAAAAAGAGACUUUGAAAAAGACUGUCUUUCAAGAUGUUCCCCUGCUCCUUCUUUCCUUUCCCAAUAUCCAAGACGGCCGUCUUCUUAAUGUAUCCCUUGCAAUAUCCAAGAUGGCUCAUUGCUACAGAACCUUGGGAGCUGUAAUUUGGUAUGGUACCGUCAUUCUUUGGCAGAGAAAUCUAAAUUGUAGGAGUUGAUAUUCAAUCAUUUCUCCUUCCCAUAGAGUAUUUUAUACACACUUUUAACUAUGAUUUAUUUGUUAUUUUAUUGUGUUGUGUUUUUAUGAUUGUCUAUGGCAGUGGUUCCCAAACGUAUUUGGCCUACUGCCCCCUUUCCUGAAAAAAUAUGACUCAGCACCCCCUGGAAAGGGGCGUGGCUUAGAGGGCUGGGCGUGGCUCUUGCUCAAGAGGGCGGGGCUGAGCCUCUCCCCUAGUCCAAGAUGCAGGUCUGGGAGGGGGAGGGGGAGGUAGGUGGGGCCACAAAUGGGAGGCCAGGACUGGGAUGGGUGGAGUUACAAGCUCUGAGGCAGGGCUGAGCUUCUGUCCCUAUCUUGGAUGCAGGGGGCAGGGCUAGAGGAGAGGGCGGGGCCUCUUCCCAAGUGCCUGACGGGGCUGAACCUCUCUACCCCAUCCCUGUGUUCUCACAAGCGCCUCAGGGGAGGUAUACAGAGGCUCAGCCCUGUCUCGUGCUCUUGGGAGGAGGCCCCGCCCCUAGCUCCACCCUUUAGUCCUAAAAGGCCUCUCAGGAAAGGCUCAGCCCUGUCUCAGGCUCUUUGGAAGAAGCCACGCCCACUCCUCUAGCCCCACCCCCUGUGUCCUAACAGGCACCUCAGGGACUCAGCCCUGUCUUCCGCACUUAGGAAAAGGCCCCGCCCCUCCCCUAGCCCCGCCCCCAUCUCCUAACAGGUACCAUCACCGCCCCCCUGGAUCGCUGGUCUAUGGCAUUGAAUAUUUGCCUUUGCAUUUGGAAGCCGCCUUGAGACCUUUCAGAGAAAGAGGGUGGGUUAGAAAUAAAUUAUUACUAUUAUAAAAUACCUGGAGGGCUGAAGUUUGCCCAUGUCUGCUCUAUGCUGCACUUUCCUGACCAGGCUUUGCCCCAUGUAAGCUGCCCCUAGUCCCUUCGGGGAGAUGGGGCGGGGUAUAAGAAUAAAAUUAUUAUUAUUAUUAUUAUUAUUAUUAUUAUUAUUAUUUCCCAUCAUCAUCAUCAUCAUCAUCAUCAUUGAAUUACUUAUUAAUCGCCCUCCAUCCACGAUGCUCUAGGCGAUUUAUAAGAUAAAAUUGUAAAGGAUAAAAAUACAUACAUACAAAUAUUGAUUUAAAAAAAUUAAAAUAGAUUAAAAGCUCUAGUAAAGAGCCAGGUCUUGAGUGCAAGGGUAAAAGGCCCUAACUCCCGCAUGGCUCUCAUCUAGGGCGGCAAGGCAUUCCAUAAGGCAGGGGCAGAAACAGAAAAAGCUCUGCGCCUGGUCCUUUCCAAGUGCACUUCUCUAGGACCCGGUACAUAGAGUAAGUCUCGUUGGGAUGGUCGUUGUGACCUCCGAUGAUGAGAGAAGGAGAGACGGUCCCUAAGAUACGAUGGGCCCUGGCCGUAAAGAGUUUUAAAAGUCAGGACUAGUAUUUUAUAUAGACCACGGUAAUCAAUUGGAAGCCAAUGCAGAUGCUGCAGCACUGGUGUGAUGUGGCAUUUCAUGGGUGUUCUUGUGAGUAGCCUGGCUGCCGCAUUCUGCACAAUACGGAGCUUUCGGGUCGUGGACAUCGGAAGGCCAACAUACAGGGCGUUGCAAUAGUCCAGCCUAGACGUGACCGUGGCAUGGAUGACUGUUGCCAGAGCCUCAUCAGAUAGAUAGGGUGCCAGUUGCCUCGCUUGUUGUAGGUGGAAAAAGGCCUGUUUGCACAACCUGCUAUUGAGAUGGAUCAAUAAUAAUCACAACCUGCUAUUGAGAUGGAUGCAUGAUUAAGACAUUAUUUUCAGCUUACUAUAUAUGUUUUGGCUGAGGGGGCAGAAAUUGCCUUAAAGCCAUCUUGUGCAGCUUCCAAAACCCAACAGUUGAGCACAUUUUGCACUACAGCCAGAUAUUUUCAAGGUUGUGCCCAAAGGGCUUGGCGAAUAUAACCUUUUCUGAGAUGGAUCCAAAUCAGGCAUGGACAAAUUUUGGCCCUCCAGGUGUUUUGGACUUCAACUACAACAAUUCCCAAAGGACCCGGUAUUUGGGCAGCUUCCUUAUUUGGCCAGUAUUUGAGAACACAGAAAUGCUGGACCACUCUCACAACCACCAUGUCAGACGACACAGAGAAGCCAUUGAAAUCCACAAGAAGCAGGUGGACAAUUUCAACAGAGAGGAGGAAACCAUGAAAAUGAACAAAAUCUGGCUCCCAGUAUUUUUUAAAAAAAACUAAAAUCAGGACAGUAAAUAAAGAACAACACUCAGAAAUGGGAAUUCCAGACAGGAGACAAUCAGGGUCAGCUAACACCUCCCAGCAAAGGAUUUACCCAGACAGGAAACAGCCAGGUUUUGAAGCUGCAAGGCUAUUCAGUGCUCCUCAAGGUGACCAAUUGCAACAUUCACACUUGUCUCCAACAGACAAGAGUUCUUUUCCCCAUCCUGGACAUGAUUCCACAGACAGAUAAACCUCACUUGCCUAGUUUUCCAACAGACCUCACAACCUCUGAGGAUGCCUGCCAUAGAUGUGGGCGAAGCGUCAGGAGAGAAUGCUUCUGAGACAUGGCCAGGCAGCCCGGAGAACUCACAGCAACCCAGCCAGUAGGCUGUUAGGAAUUGUGGGAGUCGAGUUGAAGUCCAAAACACCUGGAGGGCCAAGGCUUGCCCAUGCCUAUCUAAAUGCAACUUUUAAUCUUAAAGGGAAAAGUGCCCAGGAUUUUCUCACAUACUACAUAAAUAAAUGGUUGGCAUGUCUGGAGAAGAAUAGGAUGCUUCUAUAUCAGGCAUGGGCAAACUUUGGGGAAAAAACUUAAACGGGAUUGGACAAAGGUUGGAAUGAAGACGGAGAAUCUGGAAAGCGGAGAGUUUGAAAUGAAGAAGGAAAGGAUUAUGGAAGAAUUUAGAGAAAUAAAAUUGAUAUGGUUCCCUUGUAUUCAAUGGUUCAAAAAUUGGGUAAAGAAUAAUAAACAUAGAAGUAAGCUUAAUCAAUUUGAACAAACAAUACAAAAUGGAAGGGAUAGAGAGGAACAUAAAAAUGUGAAAGGAAUAACCAGUAAAUAUAUAUAAAAUAUUAAUUGAAAUAAACAAAGGGAAAGCAAAGAACAAGGAGAUUUGGGAAGAAGAUCUAAGAAUGAAAAUCAAUGAAACAGUGGUCACGAUGGGGACAAAGACAUUUGAAAAAAAAAUAUCAAUAUGAGUUAAAGAAAGUUAUCUGUUGAUAUGGAAAUGGUACUGAACACCAAUAAGAAUAGCAAAUAUAAAUAAAAACUACCCAAAAAUUGCUGGAGAGGAUGCCAAGAAUCGGGAACGUACAUACAUAUGUGGUGGCAGUGUCAAUAUGUAAAUAAUUUCUGGGGAAAGGUAUUUAGGGGAUAGAAGACACAAUGAACAUUGAAGUAGAAAGAAGUCUUAGCUUAGAUUUAUUAUAUAAUAAUAAACAGUUGGAAAAAGAGGACAAAGAUGUGAUAACAAACUUAUUAAACCUUGCAAGAGUGCUUAUAGCAAAGAAUUGGAAAAAGGAAAUAAAUAUACAGAUAAAAGAAUGGUAUAAGGAAAUAUGGAAACUGGCAAGAAAUGAUAGGUUGACAUGCAAAUUGAAAGUUAAAAGAGGGAUGUGGAAACAAAGUGAUUGUGAUGAUGUCUGGAGAAAAUGUAUUGGAAGGGGAUUCCAAAAAAAAAGAGGGAAAAUUACCUCCAGAAGAGGAAAUAAAAUGAAAUUUUGGACAGAUGAUAAAAGAAGUGGCUUGGGAGGAGGGAACACGGUGGUGAGGGUAAGAAAAUAUGUAUAAGCGUGAAAAUAACAGUAGGUGUCACAUGUUAAUGUAUUGUAGAUUGUAGUGAAUAUUUUGUGGGUACUGUAAUACAAGGGAUGUAUGAAAAAAAUAAAAAUUAAUAAAAAUA